Molecule: messenger RNA, 582 nt
Organism: Talaromyces atroroseus
Lineage: Eukaryota; Fungi; Ascomycota; Eurotiomycetes; Eurotiales; Trichocomaceae
Product: 40S ribosomal protein S9
Exons: 6
Coding region: 1-582 (193 amino acids)
Biological process (GO): translation; positive regulation of translational fidelity
Cellular component (GO): cytosolic small ribosomal subunit
Molecular function (GO): rRNA binding; structural constituent of ribosome
Source: RefSeq, a predicted model, not a curated record
AUGGCCCCAGCUCCGCGUUCCUACUCCAAGACCUACAAGGUCCCUCGUCGACCCUACGAGUCGGCUCGUCUUGACUCCGAAUUGAAGACUGUCGGCGAGUUCGGUCUCCGCAACAAGCGUGAGGUGUGGCGCGUCCAGCUCACUCUUUCUAAGAUUCGUCGUGCUGCUCGUGAGCUUCUUACUCUCGAUGAGAAAGACCCUAAGCGUCUCUUCGAAGGAAAUGCCCUCAUUCGUCGUCUCGUCCGUGUCGGUGUGCUCGAUGAGUCCCGCAUGAAGCUCGAUUACGUCUUGGCCUUGAAGACUGAGGAUUUCUUGGAGCGUCGUCUCCAGACCUGUGUCUACAAGCUUGGUCUCGCCAAGUCCAUCCACCACGCCCGUGUCCUGAUCCGUCAGCGUCACAUCCGUGUUGGCAAGCAGAUCGUCAACGUUCCUUCUUACAUGGUCCGCCUUGACUCCCAGAAGCACAUUGACUUCGCCCUUACCUCUCCCUACGGUGGUGGUCGUCCUGGUCGUGUUCGCCGCAAGAAGGCCAAGGCCGCCGAGGGUGGCGAUGGUGACGGUGACGAGGAGGAGGAAGAGUAA